Molecule: messenger RNA, 1490 nt
Organism: Pelobates fuscus (common spadefoot toad)
Lineage: Eukaryota; Metazoa; Chordata; Amphibia; Anura; Pelobatidae
Product: haloacid dehalogenase-like hydrolase domain-containing 5
Exons: 8
Coding region: 112-1422 (436 amino acids)
Biological process (GO): glycerophospholipid biosynthetic process
Cellular component (GO): mitochondrion
Source: RefSeq, a predicted model, not a curated record
GGAGCCAGCGGUUGGGGCAGCAGAAGGCUAGUUGCCACCUGGAGCCUUAAAGAUCACAAUAAGACGAGACCACGGAUCUGCUGAGCCCGGAGAUUGCUCGGACACGGAGAGAUGAGGGGGUUCAGUGUGUCCCAAGCGAUUCGAAGUCUGCGGACUUUCAAAGACUUCCGAGCUGGAGUUUGCCAAGGAGAUCCCCCUGGGGCAAGCCAUCAACCCUCCUUUGGCCUUCUUUUUGAUAUUGAUGGGGUGCUGGUGAGAGGGAAGACCCCAAUUCCUGCUGCAAAGAAAGCUUUUCAGAAGCUGGUUGAUAAUAAGGGCCAGUUCCUGGUGCCAGUCGUCUUUGUUACAAAUGCUGGAAAUUGCUUGCGUCAGACUAAAGCAGACCAGUUGUCAAACCUUCUGGGAGUUCCUAUCUCGCAGGAGCAGGUCAUGAUGUCUCACAGUCCUUUGCGAAUUUUUAAGCAAUACCACCGCAAAUGUGUCCUGGUAUCUGGACAAGGCCCCAUCCUGGAUAUUGCCAAAUAUUUAGGAUUUUCUAAUCCGAUCACAGUUGACUCUGUUCGGGAGUCCUUGCCUUUCCUCGAUAUGGUGGAUCAUAGUCGGAGACCAAAGAUUCUGCCAUCUACAGCAGCGAAUAUUCCCAAGAUAGACGCUGUGAUCCUUUUUGGUGAACCAAUUAGAUGGGAGUCCAACCUCCAAAUCAUUAUUGAUGUAUUAUUGACUGGAGGAUCCCCAGCAAACUCACACCAGUCUGCCAGUACCCCCCAUAUACCUCUUCUCGCUUGUAACAUGGAUCUGAUGUGGAUGUCCGAGGCAAGGUCACCAAGGUUUGGCCACGGGAUAUUUAUGCUUUGCCUGGAAAACAUCUACAAAAAGAUUACAGGAAAAGAACUCAAAUAUGAAGCCUUAAUGGGGAAGCCAAGUGAGAUCACCUAUCACUAUGCAGAGUACCUGAUCCGAUUACAGGCAGCAGCGAUGCGCUGGAGCAAGCCAGUUCAGACUCUCUAUGCUAUUGGGGAUAACCUAAUGACGGAUAUAUAUGGUGCUAAUCUUUACAACCGUCAUCUUCAGGAAAGCAACUCUAGAAAAACCUCAGAAACCCUAGUCCAAGCUGCAUCUGGUGCGGGCUUGGCCACGGUCUCCCAGGAAGAGGAUCCAGCCUGGGAGAAUGAAUUAUCUUUUCCCGCCGCCACACGCUGCCACUCGGUCCUGGUUUGCACUGGGAUUUAUAACCCUCACACUAAAGUGCCUACAGAUACCUCUCAGUCUGUUACAGAGACUGUUUUUCACGGUCAUAGGGAUUUCAGGCUUGAACCAGAACUGGUGGAACCUGGACACAUAGUUGAUGAUGUUGAUGCUGCUGUAGAUCUGAUUUUUAAGCUUGAAACCUUUCUACCAAACGGUGGUAACCAGACUGCAUAGAGAACCUAAAACCAGAUGUAACCUCAGACAGCAUAUCUGUCAUCUUCUAUGCUGAUUGUUUUUCUUUU